This is a messenger RNA of Alternaria burnsii, 2559 nucleotides long. Its product is annotated as vacuolar atp synthase-like protein 98 kda subunit. Gene Ontology annotation, molecular function: proton-transporting ATPase activity, rotational mechanism; ATPase binding. NCBI's taxonomy places the organism in Eukaryota, Fungi, Ascomycota, Dothideomycetes, Pleosporales, Pleosporaceae. Gene Ontology annotation, biological process: proton transmembrane transport; vacuolar acidification. Gene Ontology annotation, cellular component: fungal-type vacuole membrane; vacuolar proton-transporting V-type ATPase, V0 domain; vacuolar proton-transporting V-type ATPase complex. The record is from RefSeq and is a predicted model, not a curated record. The transcript has 3 exons. Bases 1 to 2559 code for a protein of 852 amino acids.
AUGGCGCCCAGCAAGGACACCAUGUUCCGCUCGGCGGACAUGUCCUUGACCCAGCUGUACAUUGCCAACGAGAUUGGCCGUGAGGUCGUCUCUGGCCUUGGAGAGCUCGGUGUCAUGGACUUUAGAGAUCUUAAUGCCGACACGACCGCCUUCCAACGUACUUUUACACAGGAGAUUCGCCGCCUCGACAAUGUGGAACGACAGCUCCGUUACUUUCGCGCCCAGAUGGAGAAAUCGGACAUUGCGAUGCGCUCCAUCUACGACUUCAACAACCCCUUCACUGCGCCAUCCGCUUCCGAGAUCGACGAACUCGCCGAUAAGAGCCAGAGCUUGGAACAGAGGAUCUCUUCGUUGAACGAGAGCUACGAGACGUUGAAGAAGCGCGAGGUGGAGCUCACAGAGUGGCGAUGGGUUUUGAGAGAGGCAGGCGGCUUCUUCGACCGAGCUCGUGGUCAGACCGAGCAAAUCAGGGAUUCCGUUGACGACGACGACGCGCCGCUGCUCCAGGAUGUUGAACAGAACGGACAGGGCGACUCGGGCGCGGAGCGCUCAUUCACCGUCAUGAACAUCGGCUUCGUCGCUGGUGUCAUUCCUCGGGAACGCAUUGCCGCCUUCGAGCGCAUCCUGUGGCGUACCCUCCGCGGUAACUUGUACAUGAACCAGUCGGAGAUUCCCGAGGCCAUCAUCAACCCAGAGAACAAUGAGGAAACCAACAAGAAUGUCUUCAUCAUCUUCGCUCACGGCAAGGAGAUCAUUGCAAAGAUCCGAAAGAUUUCGGAAUCACUUGGUGCCGACCUCUACAGCGUCGACGAGAACAGUGAACUCCGCCGCGACCAGAUCCGGGAAGUCAACACCCGUCUGAGCGAUCUCGCCAGCGUCUUGAAGAACACCAAGUCCACGCUUGAUGCAGAGUUGACUGCGAUAGGACGCAACCUGGCAGCAUGGAUGGUCGUCAUCAAAAAGGAAAAGGCUACCUACGAGACUCUGAACAAGUUCUCCUACGACCACCAGCGCAAGACGCUCAUCGCUGAGGCUUGGGCACCUACCAACUCUCUUGGAUUGAUCAAAUCAACCCUGUCGGAUGUGAACGAGCGUGCUGGCCUGUCCGUACCUACCAUCGUCAACCAGAUCAAGACUACCAAGACACCGCCAACAUACUUCAAGUCUAACCGCUUCACCCUCGGUUUCCAGACUAUCAUCGACGCGUACGGAACGAUCAAGUACCGUGAAGUUAACCCCGCCCUGCCAGCCAUCGUCACCUUCCCCUUCAUGUUCGCCGUCAUGUUCGGUGAUGCCGGUCACGGUGUUAUUCUCCUCCUCGCUGCCUGCGCCAUGAUCUACUUUGAAAAGCGACUCGAGCGAAGCAAGCUCGACGAGCUCUUCUCCAUGAUGUUCUACGGUCGUUACAUUGUUUUCAUGAUGGGUAUUUUCUCCAUCUACACUGGUCUCCUCUACUGCGAUGCUUUCUCUCUUGGUCUCCCUUGGUUCAAGUCCAUGUGGGUCUGGGACAACGAUGGCAAAGGCCCAACUUCCCACCGUGUCGAGGGUUAUACCUACCCCUUUGGUCUUGACUACCGCUGGCACGACACCGAGAACGAUUUGCUAUUCUCCAACUCCUACAAGAUGAAAUUGUCCAUCUUGCUCGGUUGGUCCCACAUGACGUUCUCACUCAUGUGGUCACUCGUCAACGCAAGGUACUUCAAGACCAAGAUCGAUAUCUGGGGUAACUUUGUCCCUGGGAUGAUCUUCUUCCAGUCCAUCUUCGGUUACCUCGCUUUCACCAUCGUAUACAAGUGGUGCAUUGACUGGCCUGCGCGCGGCGAGAGCCCACCCUCUCUGCUCAACAUGUUGAUUUACAUGUUUUUGAGCCCUGGCACACUCGAAGCUGGUACCCAACCUUUAUACCCCGGUCAAGCCUUUGUGCAAGUUGUCUUAUUGCUGCUUGCACUGGCUUGUGUGCCUGUGCUUCUGUUCCUCAAGCCAUUCUACCUCCGCUACGAACACAACAAGGCCCGCGCAAUGGGGUACCGUGGUAUCGGCGAGACAUCCAGAGUCAGCGCGCUGGACGACGAUGACGAGAACGGUCACGCAAAUGGUGGUCGCGACAGCUACGGUGAUGACGAGGAUAUUGCGAUGAUUACCCAAGAUAUUGGGCAUGGAGAGGAGGAAGAGGAGUUUGAGUUCAGUGAAGUCAUGAUCCAUCAGGUUAUUCACACUAUUGAAUUCUGCCUCAACUGCGUAUCCCACACGGCCUCCUACCUUCGCCUCUGGGCCUUGUCACUCGCCCAUCAGCGUCUGUCCAUUGUCUUGUGGGAAAUGACUAUGAAGAAUGCGUUCGCUUUUGAAGGCGUAGCCGGUGCUUUCAUCAUGGUGUUUGUCUUCUACUUUUGGUUCGCGUUGACUGUGGCGGUGCUGUGUGUUAUGGAGGGUACGAGUGCCAUGUUGCACAGUCUGCGAUUGCACUGGGUGGAGGCGAUGAGUAAGCAUUUUAUUGGUGAUGGUGUGGCGUUUGAGCCAUUUAGUUUCAAGGCGUUGUUGGAGGAGGAACCUGUUGAGUAG